AUGGCGGGGACGCCGGGGUCGAUAUUGAUGUCGGACGUGGGAUCCCCGACUGCGGCCAAGGCCAAGUUGAAAGAGCAGUCAGCGGCGGACCUAAUGAAGGCGCAGCGGAAGGCGGAGGCCAGCGCGGGGAAGGGCGCGGGCGCGCGGCGACGAGGCUGCGGGUGGUGCGACGUGGCCGCGUGGACGGGUCUCGUGGUGUCUCUGGCGCUCGUAGGGUUCGGCCUGGCCAUUCUCAUCCUCGCCCUCACCUUCAACACCGAGGACCCCAAGUUUGAAAUCCUCAAGGUGGAUCUGAAGCAGCUGAACUUUGGAACUUCCGGGAACCUUCUGUUUGAUUUCAACAACUUCAAAGUCAAGGCGAACGGGGAGGCGGAUGUGAAGGCACUGGUGGUUAACCCUAACAACCACGAGGUGAUCGUGGAGGCACUAAACGUCAACCUGAAGCUGUUCAACGUUGAUAUCGCCAACACUUCGGUCCCCGGAUUUGAGCUCUCUAAAAAGGGAAACAUCACACUGAGCAUCCCAUUUCCCAUCAAGAAUCUUCCGCUCAUUGCCACUGGUAACAAGGACAACCUCAUUACAACAUCUCUACGGAAGGGACAAGUGGAUGUAAAGCUCAAUAUAGACUCUAGAGGCAAGGUGAAGAUUAUGGGAAUGACAACACCAUCAUACAAUCUUCUCAUUGCGUGCAACAUUACGGUAGAUCCUUUUGGAGGGGACCAGCUAUUCCAACAGAAAUCACGCGUGGAUCAGGAGGAGAAAUACACUGACAUAACUGACGACCUCGAAGAACCUUACAAGAAGCAAUACAUGGCGGACGCAGCCGGCUUUGACGCGUAUGAAAUGGAGCAGGCAAAGCUGCAGCAUCAUAAGCAGCAGAAGCGCAGUUGUUGCACGUGGCAAAACAUCGCCGUAACGUGCGGACUCCUCCUCUCCGUGCUAAUGACUGCCGUGGGAAUUGCCAUGCUCGUGGUUGCGUGCACCUACAAGCCCGUGCCUCCCGUGAUCCAGAUUGAGAAGAUUGACAUUGUACGACUAAAUUUUAACGGCACAGGCACCAACAGUGACCUAACCACUAGUCUUGGCGGGCUGGGAGCUACUAUCGGGGAUGCCCUCGGGAACCCGUUGGGGGGAGCGCUGGGGAAUCUCGGGAGCGAUCUUGGAAGUCUGCUGGCAGACCCGACCAAUUUCACCCUCAAUAUGAACGCACUCAUUAAUGUUACAGCGAAUGUGCUUAAUCCGAACAAAUAUGACAUUGAAGUAAAGUACCUGGACCUGUUCAUCUCACUCUUCAACAUAAGCGUCUCCAAUGUCUCGUUGGGCGAGUUCAGGUCCCCCAGCAACCAGAACAUCACCAUGACACUCCCCUUGAAAAUUGUUAACGUGCCGCUGGUGUCCCUUGGAAAGGAUAGUGUCAUUGGCAACUCCCUCAUGGCUCAGAAGCUCAAGAUGAAGAUCUUAGGAGUUGCCGAAGGCAAAGCGCAGGUUUGGGCCUUCUCCUCGCCAACCUACAAGGUUGGAGUAGUCUGCAAUGCAACGUCACUUCCUAUCGCGAUACUAGCCAAUCCUCGCAACAAGAUGGUGUUUUCCGCAAAGAUGGCGGACGAGUCGCCCUUAGCGAAACAGGCGUCGCGCCGCUCGGAUUACUCGACGGACGCUGACGCGGACGCAGCGUAUGACGCUGACGUGGAGGCCGCUGCUGACGUGGAUUCUGUGGUGCAGAACCAACGGGCUUUCCACCGCGACUCGGACUCAAACUCAACUGGAAUCUCCGACGAUGCCGAUUUCGACCUCCCCGACUCGGACCGCGAUGCGCUCGCGUCGCCCUCCCCCGCCCCUAAAGCCGCCGCAGAAGCCGCCGCGGCCAAGGCGAAGGCGAUGGACGGAGAUUCGGAGCUGGGCGGAGCGGGGGAGGACGGGGGGAAGGGGAAGGAGGAGGGCGCGGGGAAAGGGAAGGGAGGAGGCGCGGGGAAGGGAAAGCGGGGUAGAAGGUGCGGGAAGUGGGAGAUCAUUUGCUGGGUGGGGAUUGGCGCUGGGGUUGUGAUGACGGGGAUUGGCCUCACAAUGCUUGUCUUCUUCCUCUCGCUCACCCAACAGGAACCAGUUGUGACUGUAGAGGGCGUUGAUAUAGUCCGCCUGAGCAUCUCAAUCCCAGCCCAAAGCAUCAAGAUGCCGAACCUAGACCCCAGUAUGGUCACCGUCCCGAACCUCGGAGGCUCCGUCCCCAGCCUUGGCAACGUGCCGAACCUCGACAUUCCGAGCCUGGACCUGUCGAACCUAGACUUGAAGAACCCCGGCAGCCUCGGGAAGAGCCUCCAGGACCGGCUUUCGAAUUUCGGAAAAGAAGUUUCCAAUCUCGGAAAGAACGUUAGUGACAUCGGCAAGAAUGUGUCUCAAGAGGUCUCUAAGGCUGGGAGAAACGUUUCCAAGGAGGUAUCUAAAGACAUAACGCGCAUCGGGGACCAGAUUCAGGUGGCGAUUCAGAACAACUUUGAGGGGUUGCGCGUGGAUCUGAAUGCGCACGUGAACGUGACUGCGAACGUGUACAAUCCAAACAGCUUUGACGGAAUCUUCAAUUUCAUGAACAUGGGGAUCUACCUCUUCGGCAUCCACGUCUCAAAUAUAUCGCUCCCAGCGUUUGAGGUGGGCAAGAAGCAGACAAAGAUCGCCACCGUGCCGAUCGUGGUGAAGAGCUUCCCGCUCAUUUCCACGUCGUCGUCAGCGCAAGUCAGAAGCCCCAUCGCUACUGCUCUGAGGGAGCGCAAAAUAAAGAUGCAGACCUUUAUCAACACACAGGGCAGAGUGAGGGUAUGGGGAAUUUCCUCUCCCACAUACAAUGUCACUGUGAUGUGUGUCAUGACGGUGGACCCGAGUGCGGACGUUAUGACCAAGAAGGAAUGUGGAGCCAAGCCUAUCAAAGUUUAG
This is a messenger RNA of Closterium sp. Yama58-4, 2925 nucleotides long. The record is from the annotation of a GenBank genome assembly. NCBI's taxonomy places the organism in Eukaryota, Viridiplantae, Streptophyta, Zygnematophyceae, Desmidiales, Closteriaceae.